Messenger RNA from Jatropha curcas, 1605 nucleotides. Its product is annotated as N-lysine methyltransferase. NCBI's taxonomy places the organism in Eukaryota, Viridiplantae, Streptophyta, Magnoliopsida, Malpighiales, Euphorbiaceae. The record is from RefSeq and is a predicted model, not a curated record.
UUGGAGGAGAGAGAAAGUCCCAUUGCUUGUAUAAAUAUUCAUUUCCAUCUCAUUUCUUUGCUUUUAAAAUAAAACAUAACAAGAGAAGUAGAGAAGUAGCUACUACUCCUCUCUCAAAAGCAACCCAAACAACAGAAGCUUCCAGAUCAGAACUCAAUCACACAGUCCAAGCAAAGGAUAUACUUGUAAUUUCUUGCAGAUCCGUCCAUUCAUCUUCUCUCUGUUUUCACAGACAGAGAGGAAAAAGCAUUGCAGAAGCUAACUCACUCACUGUGCUUUUUAUGACACUUGUAGGGGAGGAGAGGAGGAGAAGAAGAAGGCAAUACACCUUUUUUUCUCUCUGCUCUUUGUAACUUUAUUUAUAUAUAUCUAUAGUUAUUUUCCAAAUCAAAGUGCAUUUCCUUCCCUUGCUUGCUAAAAUUAGGAAGGUUGAUUAAAGAAAAUAAUGGAGAGGAGCACUCCGGUUAGGAAACCACACACUUCUACUGCAGAUCUGCUCACGUGGUCGGAGAUUCCGCCGCCUGAUUCCCCCGCCGUUGGCUCGGCUCCUCGCUCCGCCGCUCGCUCUCACCAGCCGUCUGAUGGGAUCAGUAAGGUAGUAUUUGGAGGUCAAGUUACGGAUGAGGAGUCCGAGAGCUUAAACAAAAGGAAACCUUGUUCAGGGUAUAAAAUGAAGGAGAUGACUGGUAGUGGCAUUUUUGGAGCCAAUGGAGAAGACGAUACAUCUGAAUCUGGCACUGCUAAUUCCACACCUAAUAGCAAAACAGGACUACGCAUGUACCAGCAAACGCUUUCUGGGAUCAGUCAUAUUUCCUUCGGAGAAGAAGAGAGUCUUUCACCCAAAAAACCUGCUACUUUGCCUGAGGUAGCAAAGCAAAGAGAACUGAGUGGUACCUUGGAAAAUGAUGCAGAGGCCAAGUUGCAGAAGCAGGUUUCUGAUGCCAAGUGCAAGGAGCUCAGUGGACAUGACAUCUUUGCGCCCCCUCCAGAAAUUUUACCACGGCCAACAACUGUGCGUGCUUUGGCAUUGAAAGAAAGCAUUGAAUUGGGAGAACCUACCCCACGCAAUCCUGCUGGAGGUCAGAUGUCUAGUGAGGAAGCUUCGGUCAAGACAGCAAAGAAAAUUUAUAACCAAAAGUUCAAUGAGCUUUCAGGGAAUGACAUAUUCAAGGGAGAUGUCCCUCCCUCGUCCGCUGAGAAAUCUCUAAGUGUGGCAAAAUUGCGAGAGAUGAGCGGCAAUGACAUAUUUGCGGAUGGGAAGGCAGAACAUCGAGAUUACCUAGGUGGUGUACGAAAACCCCCAGGUGGCGAGAGCAGCAUUGCCUUGGUUUAACUUAUUAGGUCUAACUCUGUUAUCUCAUCCCAGUGCCUGGUUUUGUUCUAUUCUUAGUGGAGAUGUGUUAUAUUAUAUUAUUUGACCUUAUUUUGUGGGUUUGGGAAUUAUGUUUAGGCCUUAACAUGUCAUUCAGUAUUGUGAACUGUUCUAAUUGGAUCGUAUGUCCAUAUUCUUGCGUUUCUUAGUGCUUGUUUAACAAAGUACAUUGGGCAUACGAUAAUAUAUUAUUGUUCCAAUCCAUUUCUAGCCAUUCUGCUUGCAUAGUUUUA